AUGUUUGUUUUUAUAGCACAGCUCAAAAAAACAGCUCAUGCUCAGUUACUAACCAGCUGUUAAAUAUUUGCAGGGUUAGUGAUGAAACCAAAACAAUGUUGGUGGUAGAUGGCUCGUUGCCCAUUGAAAAGUUCGAUCGCACCUUUUUCUACAACAUGGCAUUGAGAGAAACAUCUGAUAUCAUCAACCGAGUCUCCGUCACCCUGGAUGUGGAAACAGCGCAUGCGUGGCUCGAGGUGUCUGAGGAUCGGAAGAGGGUGAGAUGUACCGGGACCGAGAGGAGUCUCCCUGACACCGGGAAGAGGUUUACAGGCUGGUGGUGUGUGCUGGGAUCGGAGGGAUUCACAUCGGGGAGACAUUACUGGGAGGUGGAGGUGGCGGGGAGUCGGGUCUGGAGUCUGGGAGUCGCCGCAGAGUCUGUGGAGAGGAAGGGACGGGUCAUACUGACCCCGGAGACUGGAGUCUGGAGCAUCUGGCGGCAGGAUGACGAGUUUGAUGCAGAUACCGACCCUCUAUCCCCUCUCACCGCCCGUCCCAUCCCCGGGAGGGUGGGAGUUUAUCUCAGUUACGAGUCCGGGACAGUUUCAUUUUACGACGCGGACACCAAGUCCCAUCUCCACACCUUCACUGGGAAUAAAUUCACGGAGAAACUUUAUCCUUUCUUCUGGCCUUGCGAUGACAACUGGCUGAGAAACUGCUCCGGUUCCGCUCCGGGUGUAGGGAAUGUAAAUGUGGGAAGAGUGAAAUAAACAGCAACUGAAAUCAGA
Amblyraja radiata (thorny skate) is the source of this 767-nucleotide messenger RNA. RefSeq names its product E3 ubiquitin-protein ligase TRIM39-like. The coding region runs from base 96 to 749 and encodes 217 amino acids. Gene Ontology annotation, molecular function: protein binding. The transcript has 3 exons. NCBI's taxonomy places the organism in Eukaryota, Metazoa, Chordata, Chondrichthyes, Rajiformes, Rajidae. The record is from RefSeq and is a predicted model, not a curated record.